Molecule: messenger RNA, 1173 nt
Organism: Doryrhamphus excisus (bluestripe pipefish)
Lineage: Eukaryota; Metazoa; Chordata; Actinopteri; Syngnathiformes; Syngnathidae
Gene: cd74a
Product: CD74 molecule, major histocompatibility complex, class II invariant chain a
Biological process (GO): immune response; cell-matrix adhesion; protein trimerization
Cellular component (GO): membrane; basement membrane
Molecular function (GO): MHC class II protein binding; macrophage migration inhibitory factor binding
Source: RefSeq, a predicted model, not a curated record
UCCUCUUCCGUGUUUAUAAGAGUGCUGUAUCAAAACCCGCUCUUGGCUCGUGAGGGCGAAACCCGGGAAAAAGGACAAAGAAAAAUGGCCGAAAAUGGAGAAAAUGGAGAAAAUGCUCCCCUGGCUGAGGGAAGCCGUGCCGGGAGUGCCGAGGCUCUGUUGGCUCCUGAAAGAUCCAGAAGAGGCUCCAACAGCUACGCCCUGAAGGUAGCCGGCCUGACCACGCUGGCGUGUGUGCUGCUGGCCAGCCAGGCGUUUAUGGGCUACAUGGUGUUCGACCAGAGGCAGCAGAUCCACGCGCUGCAGAGGAACGCUGACAGAAUGAACAGGCAGCUGCAAGCACCUCGAGUGACUCCAAUAAAAAUGCCUGAGCCGAUGAACGAUUUUCAUUUGAUGGACAAAUUAUGGGAUGGAGACUCUGCAGUCCCAGAGCCCAAAGCACCCGUGGAAGAAGAGAAGAAGCAAAGCGUGGCGGCGUCCGUCGGUGUGGACGAGAUGAUGAGCCUCAUGGAGGAGAACUUUGCGCUCCCGACCUUCAACGACACCAUCCUGGGGAACCUGCAGAGCCUGAAGAGGCAGAUGAAUCAGAGUAACUGGAAGAGCUUUGAAUCAUGGAUGGGGAACUGGAUCCUCUUUGAGAUGGCCCAGUACAAGGCUUUGCCCCCCACUGCUCCGCCCACCAAGACCAAGUGUCAAAUACAAGCAGAAGCCGAGUCCCAGCGGUCCCUCUUCCGUCCCGUGUGUGACGAGCAGGGUCGCUACCGAGCCACCCAGUGCUGGCCCGUCGUGGGCAUGUGCUGGUGUGUGGACGUGCAUAGCGGCGCUGCCAUCGCCGGCACCACCACCCGGGGCCGCUACCUAGAAUGUGGAAAAGGUAGAUUUGGAGCCUGAGGCUGUCUGUCUGGGAUAAUACAGAGAGAUCAAAUGUUCCUUUUUUCCAACAUUCUUAUUUUAGCUUCUGAGUUUGGGAUGAUGACAGGAAAUGACCAUUAUUAAAGCAUGCUUUUGUUCCUGUUCUUCCUCUUCAACUGAAUCUGAAUCAUUUUGGGUUUAUGAACUAAUCAAUAUAUAUUCUGUUGUAAAUCAACACAUGCUAUGUUAGUCCUUGUUUUAUUCCUUCUUUUAUUUCAACCUCAAUACCCAAAUAAACUACUGACCCAUUUUCCGAGAGUA